AUGGACGCCUCUGAUUCCCCUCGUGUGGUAGCAAGCGAGACCACGCCUCUGUUUCCUACAGAGACCUUGAAGAAGCCUAAAACACCACUUCCAAAAUGCCAGAUAGGCAUACUUAUGAUGCUGCAACUUGCGGAACCCAUCGCUUCGACAUCUAUAUUCCCCUACAUCAAUCAGGAAUCUCUGUUUUUCGUCGCGCAGGCACUGACAGUGCUGAGGUGGAGUAGACUGUCUGACCGCAUUGGGCGCAAGCCCGUGUUGGUAAUUGGUCUCUCAGGUGUUGUCUUCAGCUCAAAAGAGAUACGCAAUGCUGAUAUGCUAGGUUUACCUAGCCGUUGCAUGUGCGGUCUUCUAAAUGGCAAUGUGGGAGUUAUGAAGACUAUGAUGGGAGAAUUAACGGACUCCACAAAUAUGGCUCAGGCAUUUGCCUUGUUCCCGAUUGUCUGGAGCCUUGGAGGCUUUGUCGGUCCUUUAAUAGGCGGAGCACUCGCGCGAACCGCAAGAUCAUUGGUCCGCAUUAUUCGCCAAUCCAUUUGGGGAAAAUACCCAUACUUUUCUGCCUUGCGCAGUGGCAGCCUGGCUCUUUUUCCGCUGUUCCUUUCGACACCUACAUAUCUUGGCGGCCUUGGAUUUUCUCCUUCGUCUAUUGGCUCGUGGCUGGCGUUUUUUGGAAUCAUGGAUGGCGUUUUUCAGGCAUUAUUCUUCGCCAAAAUUGUUGAUCGAUUUGGUCCAAAGCGUCUAUUCUGUAUAUCAGUGUCGUGCUUCGCACCAGUCAUGGUCAUGUUUCCGAUAAUGACAUGGCUUCUAGUUCUGAUGGUUGCAUGGGAUAUGGCCUUUGGGACUGUCUUCAUGUUUAUCACGGCCUCUGCUCCUACCAAUACUGUACUUGGCGCUAUUAAUGGUCUUGGCCAGACCUCUGCGUCAACGGCUCGUGCAGUCGGGCCCGCAUUGGCGACUUCGCUCUUUGCUGUAUCGAAGGAACGCAAUCUUCUUGCAGGAAAUGCCGUAUAUGUCGUUCUAAUUAUGCUGGCUGGCGUGUUGAGAUGGUUGGGGUCGCAGUUACCGGAUGAAGUACAAGAUAGGAAUGAGUGA
This is a messenger RNA of Suillus subalutaceus, 1089 nucleotides long. Its product is annotated as MFS general substrate transporter. NCBI's taxonomy places the organism in Eukaryota, Fungi, Basidiomycota, Agaricomycetes, Boletales, Suillaceae. The transcript is spliced from 7 exons. Gene Ontology annotation, biological process: transmembrane transport. Gene Ontology annotation, molecular function: transmembrane transporter activity. The coding region runs from base 1 to 1089 and encodes 362 amino acids. The record is from RefSeq and is a predicted model, not a curated record.